Molecule: messenger RNA, 3482 nt
Organism: Microtus oregoni (creeping vole)
Lineage: Eukaryota; Metazoa; Chordata; Mammalia; Rodentia; Cricetidae
Gene: Peli1
Product: pellino E3 ubiquitin protein ligase 1
Exons: 7
Coding region: 477-1733 (418 amino acids)
Biological process (GO): regulation of Toll signaling pathway; protein K48-linked ubiquitination
Molecular function (GO): ubiquitin protein ligase activity; protein binding
Source: RefSeq, a predicted model, not a curated record
AGUGUGUGUCAGUGACCCAAAGGCGGUUAGAGGCGGAGGGACCGUUGGGGGCGCCGCCGCCGCCUCCUCUCCAGCGCCAGCACCAGCAGCGGGAGCAGCAGCAGCAGGAACAGCAGCAGCAGGAGCAGCGGCUGCAGCGGCUGUGCGGCGCCACCGGAUCUGCCUGCAGCCCGGGGAAGGCUCACCACAAAGCGGGCCCGCGCCUCUCUCCGGUCCGUGCUCCUCGGCGCUCGGCUCGGCUCGGCGUUCCACUCGGCCUCGCGGGGCUCGGCGGCUGGCGGGAAGGCGGCGGGCUCCGCGGGUGCCUGCGUUCAACCGGUGCUCGCGCCGCCCCCGCGCCCCUGGUGUCGGCGCUCCGGCUCCUCGCGGCGGGCCGAGCUGGCGUUCCGGCCCCCAGCCGUCGUCCGGAAAUAAUGCAAAAGGUGUCUCAAGGCUCCUGAUCAGUGAACAAAGAUUUGAGAAAGACAGCCAAGCUCAUGUUUUCUCCUGAUCAAGAAAACCAUCCUUCCAAAGCCCCAGUGAAAUAUGGUGAACUCAUUGUCUUAGGAUAUAAUGGGUCUCUCCCAAAUGGCGAUAGAGGAAGGAGGAAAAGUAGGUUUGCUUUGUUUAAAAGACCUAAGGCAAAUGGGGUGAAGCCCAGCACUGUGCAUAUUGCAUGUACUCCUCAGGCUGCCAAGGCAAUAAGCAACAAGGACCAGCAUAGCAUAUCGUAUACUUUGUCUCGAGCCCAGACAGUGGUGGUGGAAUAUACUCAUGACAGCAACACUGAUAUGUUUCAGAUUGGUCGGUCAACUGAAAGUCCUAUUGAUUUUGUAGUAACUGACACAGUUCCUGGAAGUCAGAGUAAUUCUGACACACAGUCAGUACAAAGCACUAUCUCAAGAUUUGCCUGUAGGAUCAUAUGUGAGCGCAAUCCCCCUUUUACUGCUCGGAUUUAUGCUGCAGGAUUUGAUUCAUCAAAAAACAUCUUUCUUGGGGAAAAGGCUGCCAAAUGGAAGACAUCUGAUGGGCAGAUGGAUGGCCUGACCACUAAUGGUGUUCUUGUGAUGCAUCCACGCAAUGGCUUCACAGAAGACUCCAAGCCUGGAAUAUGGAGAGAAAUAUCAGUAUGUGGGAAUGUGUUCAGUCUGCGAGAAACCAGAUCAGCCCAACAGAGAGGAAAGAUGGUGGAAAUUGAAACUAAUCAGCUACAAGAUGGCUCCUUAAUUGACCUUUGUGGUGCAACCUUGCUUUGGCGUACUGCAGAAGGCCUUUCCCACACUCCUACUGUGAAGCAUUUAGAAGCUUUAAGACAGGAAAUUAAUGCAGCUCGACCUCAGUGCCCUGUAGGGUUCAACACACUAGCCUUCCCCAGUAUGAAGAGGAAAGACGUUGUCGAUGAAAAACAACCGUGGGUAUAUCUAAACUGCGGCCAUGUUCAUGGUUAUCAUAACUGGGGAAACAAAGAAGAACGUGACGGAAAAGAUCGUGAAUGUCCUAUGUGUAGGUCUGUUGGUCCCUAUGUCCCUCUGUGGCUUGGAUGUGAAGCUGGAUUUUAUGUGGACGCCGGCCCUCCCACCCAUGCCUUUAGCCCUUGUGGGCACGUGUGUUCAGAAAAGACAACGGCCUAUUGGUCCCAGAUCCCACUUCCUCAUGGUACUCACACUUUUCACGCAGCCUGCCCCUUCUGUGCACAUCAGUUGGCUGGUGAACAAGGCUAUAUCAGACUCAUUUUCCAAGGACCUCUAGACUAACAGUGUCUGUAGGACUGCAUUAUAAAUUUAUAAGCUAAGGGAGUUGGGUUUUCCAACCCAUUGUCCAUGUAAGUUCCUCUGCUCUGGUCAUUUGCAUUAAGAUGAAGAAUUUUUUAAAAUAUUUAUAAUAGCAAUUUCUGAGAAAAAUCUGGGAACUCAAGCAAAGGAAUUUUUGAAAGUUCCAGACUUCUGAAUUCUGAGUUUUAAAACUAUAUUUUGAGGAGAAAAAGACAUAGUCUAAUCUGAUGCCUUCGUUUUAGUGUUUUUUGAAUCACCACCCAUCCUCAGUGCUGAGUUGUUCUGUAUAACUGAGGGUCUGUUGGUUCAAACUAUGUUAGUUUACAAUUUGUUGCAAACAUUGUAAAAUACAGCAACAUGUAUAUUAAUUUUUUCUAUUUAUCUUUAUCAUAGAAAAUACCUUAGAAUGUCAUGAUAGAAUAGCAUGGUGAUGAUGGCGUCACACACUUUGGUGUGAAAUAGUUUAGUGGGCGCAUAGCUCAAAGGAUUUGCAGUUAAGAAGAAAGACGAGAGCUUCCUUCCCCAGGCACAUAUAAGUAGGGAAUUUGAUGAAUUAGAGUAUUUCAUAAAACCAGAUUCACAUUAAUUACAUUGUCUAAGAGGUGUUUGUUUUUAACCACAUUGAAGUUAAUCGGAAAAUGUUUUUUCCUUAAUGUUUCUCUCAAGUGUAGUACUAUAACAAAAGCUAAUGCUAAGAGACAUUUUAUAUGCUCCUUUGAAUAUGCAAUCUAAUCUAGAUGAUCUAUUUUUCUCCCGUGGUAACUGAUCUGUUUUUAGUGCCAGCGACAUUUGGCAAGUUUAUUUUUUUGGAUAUAAACUGUGGUUCAUCUGUUCACUGUUUCUAAAAAAAAAGAAAAGAAAAAAGAAAAAAAUCCUAUGAGAAAGUGCAUAAAUUAACAAGAAAUUAACAGGAAAAUUACUUGAUUUGCUUUUAAAAAAAUGAAAUAAAAGUAUUUAGUUAAUUACUCUGUAUUUGGUUAUUCCAGGCAUCAGAAACCUAGAGCUCAAAGGGUUGAAUGACAGCAGUCCCUCCCUUUCACCCCGCAGACCAGCCUUAACUCUGGGCUCGACUCCUGAGACAGCGGAGGAGGACACACCGCAGGGUCUCUUAGUUCUCUGAUCCCAGUAUGUGCUUUGCAAGACAGUUUCUUCUUACCCUAGCCUUUUUAAAUGCCCCAGACGUACAAACAGUUGCACUACACCAAACCCUUUUAACACUUGUAGAAAUCAGUGUACAUUAGAUUAGACAAAGUCACCUUUCAGUCUUUUGAUUUCUUUUCCUUUAGUUUGAAAAAUUGUAUAAUACUUAAUUGACUAUUGUCAAAUUUUUAUAUGUGGUAGUAUAGCUUUAAUUUAUCUUACUACAUCAAUGUUUUGAUUUUCUUAAGUAAGACAAAAAAGUCACUUAGAAGCCAUGAACUAUUUUAUUUUAUUUGAUUGUCAAAAUUCUUUGUUUUGAAAAUGAUCAUUUGGGUUCACUCAGGAAAUGCAUGUCAAGAAAUUUGUAUUAUAAGUUAGCUGUGAUGUAUCAGUAACUGCUGGUUAUUACCCUUUUUUCGAAGAAAUUUAAUUGAUUUUGACGUUUUCUAGUCACAUGCUUUGUGACUGAUGCAAGGAAAUCGAGUCCUGUGUUGUGUUUGUUCUUGUCACUUCUGUUGAGGCUAUAUAUUGUAGCUUAAUUUUUAUUUGCAAUUAAUUUAUUCAAACUAAGUAAAUACUUUUCAAAAUAGA